AUGUUCAAACAUCAACAACUGAACACUCCCCCAAGGGCUUUGCCAUCGGAAUCAACUGAAUAUCGAUUGACAGUGCCCGUGAUUCCAUUAAAGGCCAACAAGCGUAAUGAUUACUUUUGUGUUAUUAACACCCCUCAAAGUGUCACACCGGAUAUUCAGAAAAUUGCCAACCAAAGUCAAUCGAUAAAUGAGAAGAGGGAUUUUCAAUGGUUUUUUUUCCUGCAGAAAAGUGAGUCAAUAGCUAGUGCUUUUCAGAGACUCGAUGAAGAAAUUUUGGUGCUGGAAAUGAAAUGUCCAGGAGCAAGAUUAGCUACAGCUGAAGCUUGGGUGGAACAUUUGGAGAAUCUAAAGAAGCAAAAAGAACUUACAAUUGAUUACUCUGAUGAUCCAUUUUCUGUUCAAAUAAAGGAUCCACAAGUGUCUUUGAACCCUUUGAACUCUGAAAGGGAUGAUCUUCUUAAGGUCCGUACUAUGGCUCUACAACUAGGAAUAAUUUCUAAUCCCAGAAAAGCCCUUGAACAGGAAGAAUUUGUGGCUAAGGUAAGUGCAAGGUCUAUGCAAAUAACAGAAGAUGAGUUGCAUGUGGAAAUGAUUCAGCAUGGUCAGCAGAGAGUUGAGGAUCUCAAGAAGGAGUACAUCAAAUUGAGGGGUCUCUAUGAGGAGCAAGAUGGUCUCUGGGCCUCAAUAACUGGAGGGAGCUAUACCUCUGGGCUGGAACAGAGGUUGGAUAGGGAACUCGAGGAAGCCCGUCAUAUUCGGGAUAGAUUAGUUUCCGUGGCUGAACAAUGGAGAACUUCUGGAGCUCUCCUGACAGCAGCUACGAAGUGCUCUGAACAGACUAUUCAGUACUGGAAUUUGAUUCCUAUGACCAGGAGGACAGAUGACAAAUUGUCGCUGGUCCUGGAUUGUCGGCAUGCCCUUCAGGCAGCUGUGAAGGCAUAUGAGGGUGCACAGAUAGCUCUGCCUCAGGCGGAAAUCUUGAAAACGCGUCUCCUGACAAGUGUGAAGAAUGCAGGAUUGUAUCUCUUAACGGACAUGGUGAAUGCGAAAAGGUAUGGGCAGACUAAAGGGGUGUUCGAGGGCUUUCAAGAAGUCCUGGAAAAUACAACAAAGUGGCUUCAGGAGACAUUCACAAAGACCCUGGGGAAGGAUAUUCGAGAAUCUGAGGAAAUGAUGAUGCAACUGGCAAAGAGACUACGUCAGGAGAGAAUAAAGUAUAUUUAUGCAAAUAUAGAUGGGAAAAAAAUUUAUGUACCACGAAAAAAUGACACGUUAUAG
This is a messenger RNA of Phlebotomus papatasi, 1278 nucleotides long. RefSeq lists its product as uncharacterized. NCBI's taxonomy places the organism in Eukaryota, Metazoa, Arthropoda, Insecta, Diptera, Psychodidae. Bases 1 to 1278 code for a protein of 425 amino acids. The transcript has 5 exons. The record is from RefSeq and is a predicted model, not a curated record.